CCUCCCUGGCCGCCGCUGCCUCCUCCUCCUCCUCCUCCUGCUAGCCUCAGACGCCCGGACUGCGGGAACCAUGGAAGUUUCUGUGGAGACCACCUUCCAACAGGAAAGGCUUCAGGCCAUUGCAGAGAAGAGAAAGAGGCAAACUGAAAUCGAGAAUAAACGGCGGCAGCUGGAAGAUGACCGGCGGCAGCUGCAGCAUUUAAAGUCCAAGGCGCUUCGGGAACGAUGGCUGCUGGAGGGGGCCCCCUCUACCGACUCCCAGGAGGAUGAGGUGAUGAAGAAGCAAAUGCAAGAGGAUGAGCAGAAGGUCAAACAGCUGGAGGAUUCUAUCCUGAGGUUGGAGACUGAGCUAGAGAUGCUGGAGACAGGCGACUCCGUCCCAGCUACCAGGGAGAACGUGGUGGUCCCAGCCCCGGCCCCAGCCCCCAGCCCCGUGAAGGAGGAGAGGAAGGAAGAGAAGAUUCUUAAUUCCCAAAAGACCCCAGUGGCCUCACCCAGAGAGAAGAAAAUCACCAGCAGCCCCAUGAAGGUGGUGGAAGGCACUGAGAUGAUGAAGGCAGCCAUGUAUUCUGUGGAGAUAACGGUGGAGAAGGAUAGGGUGACUGGAGAGACCAAGGUUCUGUCCAGCACCACUCUGCCCCCUCAGGAGCCCUUUCUGCAGGGGGUGAAGGUAUAUGAGGACGAGUUGAAAGUGGUCCAUGCGGUGGACGGCACCACGGAGAACGGCAUCCACCCGCUGAGCUCCUCCGAGGUGGACGAGCUGAUCCACAAGGCGGACGAGGUGACCCUGAGCGAGGGGACGGCGCCCGCGGCCCCAGAAGCCCGGGGGAGCCCGGAAGCGGCCAAGUCCACGCCCCGGCGGGAGAUCACGGGGGUCCAGGCACAGCCGGGGGAGGCCUCGGGGACCGAGGCGAGCCAGGAGCAGCCGGUCACCAUGAUCUUCAUGGGCUACCAGAACGUGGAGGAUGAGGCAGAGACCAAGAAAGUCCUGGGCCUACAGGAUACCAUCAAGGCCGAGCUGGUGGUGAUAGAGGACCCGGCCCCCCCCAACGGGAGCGCCCAGGAGCCGUCCGGCGCUGCCCCCGGCGCCGCCCCGGACGCCAAGGAGGAGAACCAGGUCGGGGAGAAGCCCGGCCUCCAUAGCUCGCCCGUCGACGUCACGGCCAGCGCCGACAAAGACCUGGAUAUGAAGAAGCAGCGUUGUCGGUGCUGCUCUGUCAUGUGAGGCCUCCAGGGCCGUCCCCUGGCCCUGACACCGCCUUCGAGCCACUCUGUGCCGUGCCCGUGCUGUGCCCUCCUGCCGAGGCCCGGCGUCCUCACACACCUCGGACGGACAACAGACCCCUCACGUGCGCGUGCACACACGCACACACACACGCAUGCACACUCACACACACGCACACUCACACACACGCACACAUACACUCACACACACAUGCACACACUCUCACACACACACAAAAAGCUCUUUAUGACGCAGCCAAAUCCAAGCCCACACCUGCCCCCAGCCCCUCAUUGGCACAGGUUCCAUGAUGUCGUCGUCACCCACCCCGAGGGGGAUGCCCUCCCCCGUGCGCUCCCCCAACCAGACCCAUCCCUGUCACACUGACAGACACUGACACACGCACCCCCCCAACCUAGCCGCAGCCCCCAGCCACAUUAACACACACACAGACGGACUCCCCCAACCCCUUAAACAAGGACUGAGGGCCGUGCGGUUUGCAAAAGGGGCCCGUGCCGGCUUCCUCUGUCGGCGGGGGGUGGGGAGUGGGGACCCACAGGAGGACUCCCGGCAGUCUCUCUCCCCGGAAGUGUGGUCCAGUGGAAUGAGGAUCUGGGUGCAAAUCCCAGUUGUGCUACUUAUUGGCUGUGACCACGGGCAAGUCGCUUCUCUUGGCCUCAGUUUCCUCCUCUGUAAAAUGGGGGUGUUGGAUAAGAUGGCCUUGAAGCUCCCUUCUGGCUCUAGA
Gracilinanus agilis (Agile Gracile Mouse Opossum) is the source of this 1967-nucleotide messenger RNA. RefSeq names its product paralemmin (gene PALM). Gene Ontology annotation, biological process: negative regulation of adenylate cyclase activity; positive regulation of filopodium assembly; regulation of cell shape. The record is from RefSeq and is a predicted model, not a curated record. The transcript has 9 exons. Gene Ontology annotation, cellular component: membrane. Bases 71 to 1225 code for a protein of 384 amino acids. Lineage: Eukaryota; Metazoa; Chordata; Mammalia; Didelphimorphia; Didelphidae.